CUUUUUUAUUUCCUUUUAUUUUUAUUAUUUUAUUAUUGGUUCACUAUUAUUUGAUCAUGAUGGACAUUCAAAAAAUAGUGGAUGCCAUGGAUUAUGUGGAUUACAAACAAUAUGUCAUAGGAUUUGCUAGUAUUAUAUUUACUUUUGAACAAUACUUGAAUUAUCGUCAGUAUAGAAGAUAUCUGAUGCGUGAUCGACCCAAGGAAUUAGCUGAUAUUGUUACUGAAGAAGACUUUAAAAAAGCACAAAGUUAUAAUUUGGAUAAAUCUCAAUUUGGAUUUGUACACGAUCUUGUCAAACAACUAGAAACUUUACUUAUUUUGAAUUAUGAUGGUAUGGCAUGGCUUUGGUAUACUUCCGGUCAUCUUUUGGAAACAUAUGCUGGUUAUGGAUCUGAAUAUCAGAUUUUACAAUCCUUGGUAUUUUCCAUUUUAUUUAGUUGGUUUUCUACUAUAACUUCUAUUCCAUUCUCUCUCUAUUCUACCUUUGUGAUUGAAGAAAAACAUGGAUUCAACAAACAAACUAUUGGUUUAUUUUUCACUGACCUUUUGAAGAGCCAACUGAUUAUGCUCGUAUUGAUGUGCCCCUUAUUAUCUGCUUGUUUAUGGGUGAUGCAAUCCACUGGUGAUAAAUUCUUUUUAUAUAUUUGGAUUCUUUUGAUGGUAUUUCAAUUAUUCAUCAUUAUGAUUUAUCCUACUGUGAUUCAACCUUUAUUCAACAAAUUAACUCCUAUGGAAGAAGGUGAUCUUCGUAGUCAAAUUGAAGCCUUAGCUGCACGUAUCGCUUUCCCUUUGAAAAAGCUUUAUGUGAUUGAUGGAAGCAAACGAUCAGGACAUUCCAAUGCUUACUUUUAUGGAUUUGGCAAAAAUAAACAUAUUGUAUUAUAUGAUACAUUGAUUGAUCAUUCUGACAAUGAUGAAAUCUGUGCAGUGCUGGCUCACGAAUUGGGACAUUGGAAAAUGGGACAUACAUUGAAAUUACUUGGUGUCACUCAAAUCUAUGCUGUCACUAUGUUCUGGUUCUUCUCUUUCUUUAUUCACAAUGUCAAGUUUUAUCAGGACUUUGGUUUCCAUACCACUCCCGCUUUGAUUGGUUUUGUUUUAUUCCAAAGUGUCUAUGCUCCUGUUGAUAGUGCUAUUAGUUUCCUCAUGCAUAUGUAUCAACGUAAGAAUGAAUAUGAAGCCGAUGCCUUUGCUCUCAAACUUGGAUUUGCUUCCAAAUUACGUAGUGCCUUGAUCAAGUUGAGCACUAAGAAUUUGGGUGGCUUCAAUAUGGAUCCCUGGUAUUCUGCUUGGAAUAAUUCUCAUCCUACCUUGACUGAACGUCUUAAUCAACUUGGUGUCGAACCUACUUCUGACAAACCCAUUGCUGUACCUGAACAAGAAACCAAGAAGGAUUUGUAAAUUAUUACUCUACCCUUUUACACACGUAUUUCUUUUUUUCUCUCUUUAUAUCUUUGUUUGUUUUGUUUUGUUUUAGAAUUCUUCCACCUUGAUUUCAUUCGUCAUCGUUGUUGUUAUCAUCUAUUCUUCCUUUUUUUUUUUUUGUUUUUGCUAUCAUACUGAAAUAAAAUCAAUAAAAGAAAAUAUUAUAUUCAUCUUUUCUUUGUGUAUGCGUGUAUCAUUUGACUUUUU
This is a messenger RNA of Halteromyces radiatus, 1634 nucleotides long. Its product is annotated as peptidase family M48-domain-containing protein. NCBI's taxonomy places the organism in Eukaryota, Fungi, Mucoromycota, Mucoromycetes, Mucorales, Cunninghamellaceae. Gene Ontology annotation, cellular component: endoplasmic reticulum membrane. Gene Ontology annotation, molecular function: metalloendopeptidase activity. The transcript is spliced from 5 exons. Gene Ontology annotation, biological process: CAAX-box protein processing. The coding region runs from base 57 to 1403 and encodes 448 amino acids. The record is from RefSeq and is a predicted model, not a curated record.